Molecule: messenger RNA, 10404 nt
Organism: Morone saxatilis (striped sea-bass)
Lineage: Eukaryota; Metazoa; Chordata; Actinopteri; Moronidae
Gene: tacr1a
Product: tachykinin receptor 1a
Exons: 5
Coding region: 383-1666 (427 amino acids)
Biological process (GO): positive regulation of flagellated sperm motility; G protein-coupled receptor signaling pathway
Cellular component (GO): plasma membrane; sperm midpiece
Molecular function (GO): substance P receptor activity
Source: RefSeq, a predicted model, not a curated record
GAGAGCACAGAGUCGCUGAGGGAGGGAGAGAGGACGGAGAGCUCAGAUACUAGAGACUGGUUGUGGUGCUGCAAGGCGCGUAAAAGGCGCGUUUUCGUUUUUACGCAGAGCGAAAAGUGUUAAAGAUGAACAGGUUUUAAUAGAUGGUUAUCGACGUAUCCACGAAAAAUACUUGUACUGAAUUCCUGAAUUUAAUAUUUCCAAGACAGCGGAGUCUAAGUGAAAAUUGCAGACACUCUAAGCAGAGCGAGAGGCGGAGAAGCUCUUCUGAAACUUUUGAUUGCUCACUUUGCAUUUGGCACCGGGGUCUUUAACUUUGCUAUAUACUGAAUCGGGUUUACAGACAGUGAUUUUAGUGUGACUUUCGGUCUUACUCAGCAAAAUGGAUCCUUUAUUUAAUACCACCGACGUGCCAAAUUGGACAAACGACACCAGUAACGGGACCGUGAACUGGAACCAGUUUGUGCAGCCAGUCUGGAGAAUUGUCCUGUGGGCCAUUGCGUACAGCUGUAUAGUGAUCGUGUCCGUGGUAGGCAAUAUUACGGUGAUCUGGAUUAUCAUGGCUCAUAAACGCAUGAGGACGGUCACCAACUAUUUCCUACUGAACCUGGCGUUCGCUGAAGCCUCCAUGUCCGCCUUCAACACGGUGAUCAACUUCACAUACGCCGUGCACAACGAGUGGUACUUCGGACUGGUCUACUGCCGCUUCCACAACUUCUUUCCGAUCGCAGCUGUCUUUGCCAGCAUCUACUCAAUGACUGCCAUCGCUCUGGACAGGUACAUGGCCAUCAUCCACCCUCUGCAGCAGCGCAUGUCGUCUACGGAGACCAAGGUGGUGGUGGGAGUGAUCUGGGUGCUGGCUCUGCUCCUGGCCUUCCCCCAGUACUACUACUCCACCACAGACCAGCUCCCCGGCCGGGUGGUGUGCUUCAUCGACUGGCCCGAAUACACUGUGUGCGACUACAAGAAGAUGUACUAUGUGUGUGUGGCCGUCCUGAUCUACUUCCUUCCUCUGCUGGUGAUGGGUUGUGCUUAUCUGGUGGUGGGACUGACCCUCUGGGCCAGUGAGAUCCCUGGAGACUCUUCCGACCGCUACAAGGAGCAGCUGACUGCCAAACGCAAGGUGGUGAAGAUGAUGAUCGUGGUGGUGUGUACGUUUGCCAUUUGCUGGUUGCCUUUCCACGUCUACUUCCUGCUGCACCAGUUCUUUCCUGACAUGUUUGAAAAAACGUUCAUCCAGCAGGUUUACCUGGCCAUCAUGUGGCUGGCUAUGAGUUCCACCAUGUACAACCCCAUCAUCUACUGCUGCCUUAAUGACAGGUUUCGUGCUGGUUUUAAGCAAGCUUUCCACUUCUGCCCCUGUGUCCCUCGAGGCUCCUACGAAGGCCUGGAACUCAAGUCCACUCGCUACCUUCAGACACAGACAAGUGUUUACAAGGCCAGCCGGAUGGAGACCACCGUGUCCACUAUUCUCCAGGUUGGGGAUGACGUGGAGCAGCCCAAGGUCAAGGCGAUAGCAGGUCCAGGGCUUGGAGGGGCUGUGGUCGGGGCCAAACCACAUGGCUCCUCACUGGACCUCACCUCGAAUGGGUCAUCAUCCCGAAGCGUCUCCAAAACAGUAUCGGAGACGUCCAGUUUCUACUCCAGUAACAACCUGCAAGAAUAGACCUCAAACACAGGUGGCGUUUUGCCAGACAGAAGGGAGAGUGAGUGAGUUGACUGUUCAGAUUGUUGCUUUUGCCUGCGUGUAUUGCUGCAAAAGUACAGCGUGAAUGUGUGAGUUUGUCUGCCAGUGACUGUGGCUUUGAGUUUUUGAUGAAUACAUUUCCAGUGUUUUCACUGGAACGUUAUGUUAGGUAAUUUGCAAGUGAGACAAUGUCCCUGGUCACUGAGUGGUGUCUUCACCCACAACGCCCUUGUAUAAAAUACUCAUGCCACUCACAGCUAAUGAUUAACUCCCAGAAAGGUUUGCUCGGUGCCAAAAACUGAUGAUGAGCACUUAGACGACAUGAGCACAUUCCAGUUCAAAAGCCAAACAGAAGCAGACGCUAGCGCAUCCAAUCUUCACAGCCUCUACUUGCCACACCAACCAUCUCUUAGUGCGGAGUGAAGGUUCACACAUCCGCAGUCACACAAGCUGUGUGACUUCACACAGUCUAUUUUGGAGCGGAGCUAUAACAUGAGACCAGCAUGCUGUGAACACAAUGUUUUUUUAGGGGUGUUCUCUGCAAAAUAGACCGAGCUUGGAGACCUUGGGUUUUCAGAAGGUUCUCUACACCUCUAGUGGAGAAAACCUGGCUUCCACAGGAACUCUGCCCCCAGAAGGUCCACGUUGAAAACAAAGGCAGAUGUGUGGUUUCAGUUGAAAGGCUCUCCCAGAAGAAAAACAACAAAGCAUAAACUCUGAACUUUGCAUGUUUGAGUGUGGGCAUUCAUGUGUUUGCUGAUCAGAAUGCCAACUCUAUCUCCCUGAGCAGGACCCCCUGAGCAAUUGGAUGUGCAAGUUGAGUGCCAGUCUGGUUGAAGGAGUGCUCUGAAGAUCCCCUGCAGGUGUUGCUGAAAAGUUCUGGCAAUUACCUGAAACGCCGGCAGCAUCUAGUUCUACUUUCAUCUGGCUAAACACUGUCUUCAACAGCUGGGAGCAUCUUCUCUGAAACAUAGAGGUGCUUCAAAUGGUGAGGAGGCAAUAGUGAUCCUCAAGUGAAAACUGACUAAAACCCUCAAUCCCAGAUAAUUCCGGCCAUGACAACACUAAACCCUGUCUAAACAGUCCUGGCGUGUAGCAUAAAGAUCGACCUGCAAUGGAGAGCGUCUGAAACAUUCCAGUUUCCUACUGUAUAAAUAGGUUCACAAUAAUAACUCUCCCCUGUCUGUGUAACCCGCUCCACCUUUAUCAGACACCAGGUCAUGAUCUGAAUGCAAGGCACCACUUUUAAACUGUGAAAUAUUUAUGUAACUCUCAUUAGCUGCUCUACCCUUCCACCUGGCAGUAACAUGCACUCUGUGUCUUAAUGCGAUUUGGCUGGAUUAUAUUUAUGCCAAACAAAUAUAUCUCCAAUACACAUACACAGUACACAUCUCUUGUUGCCUGUUUCAUUGUUUCAUUUUUCUUGGUAUCUGUACUUUCAAAUAUCCACAUUUUAUAUGCUGUCGCUCCAUCCAAAUGUAAUCCAGCCAUACAAGAUGCAUGUUAAUAUCAGGUUUAAAGGGCUUUGUAGACGUUGCAGCCUAGAAUGUGCACAAGCAGCCUGUUAGCUGUAGCUUUCUAAUGUGCAGUGAUGUGCCUUGCUGCGUAGCAUAAUGUCUGUAAAAGGGCGAGGGGAGUAGAGACGCAGCUCACUCUGCUGGGGUCCAGGAAAAAGGAAGGUUACAUGGGCUGCGGAAUCCUACUGGGACAAACUGUCUUAACCUCCUACAGUGGUAAACACGCACACACAUACACACGCGCUCACACAGAUACAUAAAACCACUGUAAAAAAUGACAAGCUUGGCAUGGGAUAUUAGUGAAAACAUAUUAAGCUUGUCAAACUGUCAGUACCACAGUGGAUUUCUUUCAAGACACUCACUUGCAUAGUUGCAUGUAUUUUUAUAUAUAUAAUUUCUCAAAGGAAAUCAAGUUAAUUAAUGGAAGCCAGAAGUUUUUUUUACCAAAAACAUCCUGGAGUGAGCGUAAUAACUAAAUCUUCCUUCAUCAGACACAGACACACACAAUGUGAGAAACAAGAAAAAAUCCACUUUAAUAAGUCUUAGUGAAGUAUUUAAGUUUAAAGAAACAUUUCUUCAUUAGUAAUGCAUUGGAAAUUAAUUCAACAUUAUUAUCACAUUAUCAGCCCUUGGUCGUGUUCAAAUCAUGUUUCGAGAUGGAUAUUCUUUGCAGCGUGCAUACACAACACAUGCACACACACAUUUGGAGAGUGAUCACCUGUUGACACCCAUCAUUCUACUUUCACACAUACGCACACACAGUUGCCCUCCUGACUCCUGAUUUAUUCUCAGCGCACAAAAGCUGUUGUUAUAAAUUCCAGUGUCAGCUGACAUGAAACCAAGGAACAGAUGUGCGGCAACAUGACUUUAUUGGAAUCACAGUGACAAUCAGUAUUAUAUCACUGUAUUCAUCAAAGGCAAAGCUGGCAAAACUUUGUCUUGGAGACAUGGAAACAUAUCUAACACUAAAGUAUGAACAUGGUGCAGGGACAGCAGGAGGUCACACUCACAGAGGCUGGAAUAUAAAAGUAGUACAUCCUGCAGGACAUUUGGGAGAUUCAUGUCUUGGCCAAGUCAUCAGUUCAGUGAUGAGAACAUCAAAAUCAUACAUCUCAGGCUUUGAUGCUGUGUGCUAACACAUUACGUUGAGUUAUAGUCUGGGACUUCAACUUUGAAAUGUUUUUACUACAAUUAUAAUACACAUUUGGUAGGAUAGUGUUUAUGCCCUCAAGAUUCGUGCAUUUUGAAAAUGAUAUAAUUUGACAUAUCAUUAACCCAAUAUAUUACUGUGAGUGAUAUAGCCAGAUUUGUUUUUGGAUGACAUGCAAUCAUUUACGGUAAAGUGAACCCCACUCCUUCAGUUAGUAUGGAAACACACGGAUGUCUUAGAAUGCAGGGAAAGCAGUCCCUAUACAAAUAAAUACAAAUAAAAUAUGUGAAAGUUGUGUUAAGACAAGUGUGUUCAGUUUAGUGAACACAGACUCCAGUUAUUUCUGUUCUUUUAUGCCAGCCUCUCGUCUCUGUAUGUUUAUGAAUCAAAUUACAUCAGAUACAGGCACAUUUUUCACUCAUUUUAGAUGUGUCACCCUGGCUUAACUGACAUCGAACUGUGUCUUUCCAUUAUAUACAACACACAGGAAGGACCUGAAUUCCAAACUGAACCAACAGCCUCUGUCAUUUAACAUUUGUAAAGUCACACAUUUUUAGGACAUUCAAUACAGUCCAGCAAAGUGGUAAAUAAUGGUAAUACUGAUUACCAACAUGCAAGUAAGAACGAACAACAGUGGAGUUUAUGCCGGCUUUCCAUCAAUUACAGCUCACUGUGGCUUAUUCCACGGUCCAGUUAAUUUUGUAUUCACCAGUGACAACCAGAGAGUAAACACCUGACAAAUAUAACCCAAUCUCAUGCUCUCAUUUCCCAAAUUCCCAGCCAGUUGGCAAGCUCCUGAAUGCACAAUUAGACAACUGAAUGACCUUAAAUAGAUUUUGGGAUUCUGAUGGUUGCAAACGGUAUGCAGAAUGAUUCAUUUCUCGUUUGUAUUUUAAGGAAUGGGACUGUCCUGGUACGAUGUCUAGAAAUGCAUGGACACAACACUUGUACAUGUGUUAUAUAUGUGUAAGUGUUGGACAAUAUUGGGCUUCUUGCUAACACUAGACUCAUUUCCAUGCAACAGUAUAUGGUACGUGUUUAAGUGUCUACUAUAGCUCUGCAGAGUUUGUAUGCUAUGUUCAAGUGUGGUCUUCGAGCCUACUACAGCUCUGAAUAGCGUGUGCUAAAGUGUUAGCCAGUGGAUUAGUAUGAAUGAAAGCCCCUAAACUUCAAAUCAUAAGUAUUUCUAUAUAGCAUGAAAUGUGAAUGAGGAAAUAAGCAUCAUUCAAGUCUGAAAAUAAAAAACUUGCAUCAUCGGGACUAUGUGGGUGUGGAUGAUCACAUUUAAAUGACAGUGCCCUGGCAACAUAAGCAAACAACCCACAACUCUCAUCAGUUUGAUUGAAAUACUGCUAAAUCCUGAUUAGUGCACAGAACUGAGCCCCACCCACGUCAAACCAGUGAGGAGAGCACAGGGGGGAAAAACUGAAAUCUAUUUGUGAAACUUUGGUUGAAAAUGUUGUUUAUGUAUGUUAGGACUUUUAAAUAACCAAAAUCCAGCCAAACAUUAAAUUUUUUGAGCAUUCAAAGAUGUAAAUUGGUCUAAAAUAAUGUUUUAGAAAUAAAUGCUGGAUUAAAAGAGAGCAGGAAAGGCAACAGACCAUCUCAGUAUCAGGACAUUUCAGCCUCAGAGUCCCAGAGCAAGUGAGCCGGGAGAGCAUUGCGGUUGAUGUCAUUAGAAUGUAGUUAUCUGAUUACAGUAUGAACGAGACCUGCACCCUUGAUGCCUCCUGCCCUGAUAUGAUGAUUUGGAGUCAGUGAGCUGGAUAAGGAAAUGUUCCAUGUCUGCAUAUAAUCCUCCAAGUAAAUUAUCUCAUAUUGUAAGUGUACAAGAGUGCAAAUGAGAUUGUUGUUGUCUCUAGCUUCACCAGUUUAUUAGUGUUGCAACAUUAAAAAAAAUUAUGUUUCACAGCCUUGCUAAUCUUAACAGCCACAGCCAUAGCCAUAAUUCCAGCAAUGCCCACAUCUAUAGCCAUGUGAACAGUCCCAGUAAAGCUACAACCACAGCUUGUCACAGUGACAGCCACGGCAGCAGUCAGUCAUGAAAUGAAUGCCACCACAUUCCUAUGUAGCUAACUGCAGAGCUUACAUAAACCAUUAGGUUUACAUGGCUGCUAAAGUGUUACAAAACCUUUACCUCAUUCAUGUCAGCUGCUAUCUUAGGUUUGUUUUGGCACACAACCUGCACCCAUCCAGCCACAACACUGAGUGCACUCCUGCUGUGCUCACAGCCAGUGGAAAUGGCUGCAGUUGGAGCUCGGCCCUGCUGGGGUCUGGUAAUGACUGAAUGGUGGUAACUAACUGGUGGUUUCCAACCUAUGUGUGAAACCUUAAUAGAAAGUGAUGUCCUUGUGUGAUCUAUCGUCACAUGACGUCUGAGCUUUGAGCUGUUCAUUUCAAGAGGGAUUUUUUUUUACCUUUUUUGACUUUGACUUUGUCAGUGUUUCAUUUAAAUAAUUAUUAGAGGACUGAAAAGGUAAAACUAGAUCUAAAGGUCCAGCAUGUAACAUUCAGGAGGAUCUAUUGGCAGAAAUGGAAUGAGUAGGGAGCGGGUUUACCACUGUAGUUUCUCCUAUAUACUUUGACAUUCAGUUGAGGUGAGCGGUUUCAGUUGGUUCUACAAACUCACUACUAGAUGCUACAAAAUCCUAUGCACUGGUCCUUUUUUUUUAAAAAAAGCCAAGAUUACACAAACCAAACUCCAAAUUAACUAACUAAUUAAUUAACUAUUAACUAAAUUUCAUGUAGGAGACAGGUUCCUAAAGUGGUUCAAAUUUGGAUUUUUCACAGAACCUUCACCUGUGGAAUAACAAAGUCAGGUCAAUUGUAAUUACUGUAAUUGAAAAAAAGGAUAGUAAUACAAAUAAUUGUGUGUUUACUUUAAGUGUCCUUUUUUUUAAUUUCUUUUUAACCUGUGGGCAGAGAAUGUGAUUAAGCCACACAAACAGGGUAACCAACCAUGUCAAAGAGAAAUGAAUCUGAUUGAUUUGGUUUGUUAGUGCAAUGUAAAAACAUCAUAUAGAAUGUGAAUCCCAGCCAACCCCCUCUCAAUUUAAUUAAAGGGGUAAAUGACCGGCCUAUUAUUAUAUAAUGUAUCCAGAGUAUCCAUUAAAAUGUAUCAGCUGUCUGAGCCAGUGAGAGGAAUGUAGAAGUGGAGUGAGCACUCUGAACGUACACUCCAAACACACAUCUUAUCAUCUCAGAAUCUUUUUAUUUAUUUAUUUUUAAUUUGACCGCAGUUCCCUAAUCAUAGCCAGCAAGCCAGGGAUAAUCCACACCCUGCGUCCUGAAUGCAGAGUAUGUUCCCCUCAAACGCCCAUCACUUGGACGGGUCAAGUGGAGCGUUUGAACGAGAGGCUGCGGCUUUAAUGAAUGUGUAAUCAACUUUGUUCAGCGAGUGCUCCUUAAAUGAGCGUACGGCAGGCUCUCUCUUUCUCUCUGCCUCUCUAAUACACAGACACACACUCACAGCCCUCGCUGAUGAGCGCUGUAGCGUUGGAGACAAAAGAUGCCAGCUUGUUGCUGAGGAGAGGCGCCAGGCAGGCUACACAGCGGGGUGAAUAGCCUCAUCAGCACCAUCUCUUCCUGUGUUUCUAUCCAUCACUCACUCUCCAAUCAUGUUAAUUACAGCAGAGAAGUGGAGAGGGCAACCAGCCGAACACACACAGAAGCAUACACACACACACACACAUAUUUUUGCCAGUGACAUGGAUGCAUGCUUGUGUGAACAGAUUGGUGCACUUAUCUGCACAGUGACCUAAGUAGUUUUGAGAGUGCCACACGUGGCUAGCGUUUAACAUUCACUGAUGACUCACAGUGCACUUCAUUGAGAAAAAUAUAUGUAAUUUAUAAGAAUGUGUGCACAAAUGAUGCUCCAUCCAAAGUAAAUGGCAUCAUGUGCAUCAGUAUAAAAAGAGUAAUUAUCUUAGUUGCAAGGGUCAAAACCACAGCACCCGGCAAAUAUGAACUAAAGAGCAGCGAAGAACAACCUCUGCAAUAUAUAAUCGAUGUAAAGAUGUGUGUUGCUGCAGUUCAGCGGCUCAGUAUUGUUGCUUUGUGAAAAGUACUCUUUGGUUUUCUUUAUCUUGCACAAAUGCCAACCUUUCCAGUGGUCUCUUUUGUGAAUCUGCUGUACUUUUGAAUGUGACAUUUUGUUUACCAUGAUAUAGAAAUGUCUGUAUCUGUGUUGUGUUGUGAAAUUCAUAAAUCUAUAGAAAGAUGUACUGUACAGAACAUGGGACUGUGAGUACUUUGAGGAAAAGGGAUUGGACUCUGGGGAACGAUUCCGACUUUGUGCCAUGGAGAUACAUCUCCAUUGUGUGUGCCAAUACAGAUGGUCAUAUACCUCUCCAUCACCCUGCAAUUGACUGUGUCUGAAAUUAAUAUUACUGCUUUUACUGAAUCUACCACAUAUGGGAAAUUUGGUUCCAGGCAGGGUGAGCCUCUAGUUUUAUUUAUUUAAUAGCAUCAGCUUGCAUUAGCCUUACUUUAGCCUCAGUGCAGUGGCAUUUAACAGCCCUACUGGGUUUGCCAUGUUACAGUUUGUGUUUUUGCUCUGCAGUCCUGUAAGAAUAUGAAAUAAAAAUGUAUGUUUAAGGAUGAGGCACGCUAUAUUUUAUAUUUUCUUUAUUGUCAACAAAUCCCAACAAUUAGCCAUUUUGUCUCAGCCUGAAUUCAUGUUCUUGUUACCUGUUUUCUUGUUUGGAGGUGGGUUACAGUCAUUAGUGGGUAAUGCAUCUCCUGCUGACGUCACGUUGACACAGAAGCUUUCAGGAAGAUUUUAAAAAAAUGUAUUAAAAGAUCCAGCAACAUUUAGGAGGAUCUAUUAACAGAAAUGGAAGGAUAACAUUUCUUCCAUAACUAUUUUUAAUAGAUACAGAUCGGCAGCUAGCUAGCAUGGAUGUAUUACAAGACAUGGGUAACAUAUGGCACCCAGUUAAAUGAGAAGUUGGUCACACAUCGCAUGAAAAACCUGAAUCUUUGGGUCCACGGAGAAAGCACACUAUAGUACUUCUCCAGCCGAGGCGGUGAUUCAGAAGUUACGACCAAUGCUACACAAAUUAUAUUUUAAAAAAGCCAAAACCAACAAUGAAUUAAAAACACACAUCAAUGUGACCUUCUCCUUUAUUACAAUAAACACACAAACUGAAGUUUAUCUUACUACUAGGCUUACUGAGGCUUUUUAAAAGAAGUAAACUAUAUAUUUUUGACCAGAAUUUAAGGAUUUACUUUUUUAGUUGGAACAAAUCAGCUCGGGGCUGACUGAGUGCCCCAGACAGGUUAGAGAAGUCAGAAAGUAUUGCAAGAAGGAUUAAUGCGUUGUUGAUUUUGGUCUUCUGGGGGAUUUGUUGACAAUGAGAACCCCAGCCUUAUCCUUUAAAAUGCUGACUCUCAGCUUUAUUUGAGGGUGAUUACAUUCACAUCCGAUCAACCAUGGAGACAUUGUAGCUCUUUGAAUGCAUACACCCCAAAGGUACAGAUAUACAAUUCCUACUGUUCCCCCAAGAUUUUAUUUUUAAUCCCUCAAACACCCUUAAAGCUAAAAGUCAGCAUUUGAACCUCGCAGUCAGCGUUUCAUUUGAAAUCCAAAGUGCUGGAAUACAGAGCUAACUGAUACUGUGCCAUAUGUGAACAUAUGUGAAUACCGAACAUGAUUAAGAGAUAUAAAUCUGAAACAUACACUGCGUAGUCAUCAGGCACAUUUCAGACACAGCCAUGUGUGCCAGUCUGAGUUCUAUACUGUAUUGAUGUUUUGCUUGUUUCUAUCAUGCUUACUUAUUCCUGAAUGAUAUCUAGGUUGAGACAGCAUUUUAAAUACCUCUGUUUCUUCAAUUCAACCAUGCUUUUGCCAUUUGAAAAGAAAAAAAAAUUAGUUAAUCUUGUGUAUCUUUUCAAUGCAAGUACUGCUCUGAGGUGACUGUGUAUCUGUUACUGCUGCCAUUGUUACCUGCCAUUUGUGGAGUCACAUUUACUGUACAGUGGGUGUUUUUAUCUGUGCUUAUUGCCAAAAUCGGGUAUCAAUUUUAAUGUGUUCCAUUAAAGAAAAAGAU